AUGAAGCGUGCUGCACCCACUCUCAUCGUGCCUCAUAAUGACGCGCACGACGCUCACGACGACGACGACGACGCGCCACCUGCCUUUCCAGCACUCGACAGCGCGCAGAGAGCCGGUGCGGGUGCGGGUGCGGGAGCGGGUGCAGGCUCGCACAGGGGUGGCGUGGCGACGAGCAAGGCUGACGACUCUUCGCAGCGCAAAGGCACACCCACAGCGAGCAAAUGCAGCCUCAGGUCUCUUCUAGGCGUUCCAUCUGCGCCCACACCCGCGCCCGCACCCGCCAUGCUCGCAGCACCACCUCGCACAUCCGCCUUGACUGCUCCUCCAGGCGUGGGUGGCGCUAGCGGUGCUAGAUUGGGCGGCGGCGGUGGCGCAGGCAACAGUUCGCUUGCAGUUGGAGGAGCAAGCGGCAAGGAGACUGGAGGAGGCAUACGUCGCAAAGUCGCGCUGGCGCCGGGAUGCAGCGCGCUGGAUUGGGCUCGUGAGAAGAGCAGCGGCAAAGCGGAGCUGAGGGUGAGUGUGGGUGUGGGUGUGGGUGUGGGUGUGGGUGUGCGUGUGCGUGUGCGUGUCAGCGUGCGUGGCAGCGUGCGUGCGUGCGUGCUUGCGAGCGACGGCUGCUGAAGCAUACACGCUACUCGCGCACAGGCAGGUCUGACGUCUUACUUGCGCGUCACGCCUUCGGAACUGGCAAGGCACAAGAGCAGACAAGAUUGCUGGACAUGCUUCAACGGCAAAGUCUACAACCUCUCUCCUUAUCUCCGCUUUCAUCCCGGCGGCGAAAAGGAAUUGAUGCGCGUAGCUGGCAGGGAUGGCACGCGCCUCUUCAGUCAGUGGUGUGCCGUGUGUAUGCGCGCACACAAGCUGACCUAGCAAACGCUCGUCCGCCCGCCCCCGCGCCACAGUGCUCACACACUCUUGGGUCAACAUCGACGCCAUGAUCGAUGCGACCAUGAUCGGCAUGAUGGUCCCCGAGCAUUGA
Messenger RNA from Ceraceosorus bombacis, 979 nucleotides. NCBI's taxonomy places the organism in Eukaryota, Fungi, Basidiomycota, Exobasidiomycetes, Ceraceosorales, Ceraceosoraceae. The record is from the annotation of a GenBank genome assembly.